AUACUGCAGCCGUUUUUGGAGCGCGGUGGGCGGGGCCAGGGGCCCCCGCGCGGGGACCGUACUUAUUCAGACAAACAACCUGAACGGCUCAUUCUGCACUCAUCCUGACGGAGGGACACCGGCAGCGACCAUGGAGUAUUUCUAUGAAAGCAUCGUUUUCGACAACAGCUCUGAAGGCAUCUUGGAUGGUUCUGGAGACUUUGAGUUUCCAGAGGAGGCAUAUAAAGAAGCCCUCAGCAGAGACUUCAAGAAAAUCUUCCUCCCCACCGUUUAUGGAGUAAUAUUCGUUCUUGGAAUUGUGGGUAAUGGAUUAGUGGUUGUUGUCAUGGGAUACCAGAAGAAAGUGAAGAACAUGACAGACAAGUACCGGCUGCAUCUCUCAGUGGCUGACCUGCUGUUAGUCCUCACUCUGCCCUUCUGGGCGGUGGAUGCUGUGAAAACCUGGUACUUCGGAGGCUUCGUCUGCGUGUCGGCGCAUGUGAUCUACACCGUCAACCUGUACAGCAGCGUGCUGAUCCUGGCCUUCAUCAGCCUGGACAGAUACCUGGCCAUCGUCCGGGCCACCAACAGCCAAGCCACCAGAAAGCUGCUGGCGAGCAGGGUGAUCUACGUGGGCGUGUGGCUGCCCGCCGCCUUCCUCACUGUACCCGACCUGGUGUUCGCCCGGGUCAAGAGCGUCUCAUCCCCCAGCUUCAGCUUCAGGAACGACAGCGUAGAGAUGGAGGACUCCAGGACGAUCUGUGAGCGCUUCUACCCGGUGGAGAGUCGAGUGGUGUGGACCGUCAUUUUCCGCUUCCAGCACAUCCUGGUGGGCUUCAUCCUGCCUGGUCUUGUUAUCCUCGUCUGCUACUGCAUCAUCAUCGCCAAGCUGUCCAAAGGCACCAAGGGCCAGACGCUGAAGAAGAGGGCUCUGAAGACCACAGUCAUCCUCAUCCUGUGCUUCUUCUGCUGCUGGCUGCCCUACUGCAUUGGCAUCUUCCUGGACACCCUCAUGAUGCUGAAUGUCGUCCGCACCACCUAUGAGCUGCAGCAGGCGUUGGACAAGUGGAUUUCUAUCACCGAGGCGCUGGCGUACUUCCACUGCUGCCUGAAUCCCAUCCUCUACGCCUUCCUGGGAGUGAGGUUUAAGAAAACGGCGCGCAGCACAUUGACAAUGAGCAGCAAAUCCAGCCAGAAAGUGAAUCUCAUGACCAAAAAGCGGGGGCAGGUUUCCUCUGUGUCAACUGAAUCCGAGUCUUCGAGUGUUUUGUCAAGUUAACUCACAGUCUGCGUGGAAAAUCUGGGAUUUCAGGUUCUCAGAGGAAAAUUCUAAGCUUUCAAGAACUUACUACAUUUUGUACAAAUGUAAAGGAAAAAAAAGAGUUUUUAUACACGUUGACUUGGAUGCCCUGAAAACUGCAGCUGAGUGUUUUGUUGUGGAUUUUGAAGCAAUAAUUUUGGUUUUACUGAUUGUGACCUUUGGCUUUGCCUCGAUUCUGUUCAAUCGGUCUCUCAACGUCGUUCCGUUACUGCUGUUCAGAGUCUGUGGGGUUUGCCAAACCUGUAGCUCCUCCUGAUCAGCCUGUACAUAGUCUGUAGCAUGUGUGUAUGUUCGCGCUUAGGUUGUGUGAUUGUCCUAAAGGUUAUUUAUUGUUGUCAUCACACUGGAUGAUUGUAAAGAAAAAUUGUUGGCUGCUUUUUUAAAUGUUGGAAAAUGUUUUUUUUUUUUGUAAAAAUAAAAAGUUCUUCUCACAAAA
Oryzias latipes (Japanese medaka) is the source of this 1736-nucleotide messenger RNA. It is a transcript of the gene cxcr4b, whose product is annotated as chemokine (C-X-C motif), receptor 4b. Gene Ontology annotation, molecular function: C-C chemokine binding; C-C chemokine receptor activity. Lineage: Eukaryota; Metazoa; Chordata; Actinopteri; Beloniformes; Adrianichthyidae. Gene Ontology annotation, cellular component: external side of plasma membrane; membrane. Gene Ontology annotation, biological process: neurogenesis; positive regulation of cytosolic calcium ion concentration; calcium-mediated signaling. The record is from RefSeq and is a predicted model, not a curated record.